CAUUUAUGUCAAUUAGUAAAUAUGGCGUCGCCCUUUUAUAACUACUUGUCGAGUUUGUGUUCAUAAAUGAGUUGAUUGACGCCUGUUUUACAAAGUCUGCAGUAUUAGCAAGAUAAUUGAAGAAUAUUUCAAGUUAUCGAACUAUCAAGAUGAACGUUCAAGUCCAAGAAGUGCAUGUUUUGAACCCAGUUCGUCCCGACCAUACAAUCCUACAGAAUGCCCUGGUUCAGUUACAAACACCACAGGAGCAGCAACAGAUGCAUGAGCCGAUGACGGCGACGAUAAGCGUGGAAGUACAAUCGCUGCCCAGUGGAAAGUCAAAGAUCAAAACUAAAACGGAAAAGAAAGAAAAGAAAAAAGAGGCGAUUGACGGACAAGCCAGAGAGAUCAUUUUCAAGGUUAUAAAAUUUUUUGAAACCGAAAAGCAAAACAGAGGCUACUCGUUUCCUGUAGAAAAUGUCGUGAAACGAGCUUGCGCGGCCACAGGCUUGUCAGAAAGUACCAUAAAGCGUAUCAAAAGGGACGGAUUGAGAGCCGAAGCUACGCAGACCAGAAUUCCGGGUCCGAAGAAAAAACGAGUCAGAAAAACGAAAGUGCAGCUCGACUACUUCCAACUGUGCGCGCUCCGCGGCAUAGUGAACAGCUACUCGGUGAGGAAAGAAGUCCCGACGCUUAGUAAAAUCUUAGCAGCGGCCAAACACGAGUUGAACUACAGAGGCGGUAAGGAGAGUCUAAGGUUAAUAUUGUUGAAUAAGCUCGGUAUUAAGUUUAAGAAGUGCGAGAAGAAGAAUAAGAAGCCUCCGGAGUUGCCGCAGCAACAACAACAGCCGCAGCAGCAACAACAACAGCAGCAACAGCAGCAGCAACAACAGAUGCCUCAGGUCCAGCACAUGAUGGCCCCACCUCCUAUGCCUCCGAUGAAGCCUUUAGAGACGCAGUGUGUCUACGCCACCAUGAUGCAGCAGGUGCCUCCAGUCUCGUACUAGACUUUAAUAAAACAAAGCCUGUAACUAGUAUGAACUGCCAGAUUUCUCAUUUCAUAUGUAUGGCUAGAUUAGAAUAGAAGCAGGUAUUAUUUUGCUUUUUAAUGCAAGUGUCCAGUGCAUUCUU
Molecule: messenger RNA, 1110 nt
Organism: Cydia amplana
Lineage: Eukaryota; Metazoa; Arthropoda; Insecta; Lepidoptera; Tortricidae
Product: conserved oligomeric Golgi complex subunit 4-like
Exons: 1
Coding region: 150-986 (278 amino acids)
Cellular component (GO): nucleus
Molecular function (GO): transcription cis-regulatory region binding
Source: RefSeq, a predicted model, not a curated record